Molecule: messenger RNA, 15028 nt
Organism: Leucoraja erinaceus (little skate)
Lineage: Eukaryota; Metazoa; Chordata; Chondrichthyes; Rajiformes; Rajidae
Gene: zbtb21
Product: zinc finger and BTB domain containing 21
Exons: 2
Coding region: 181-3399 (1072 amino acids)
Biological process (GO): regulation of transcription by RNA polymerase II
Cellular component (GO): nucleus
Molecular function (GO): DNA-binding transcription factor activity, RNA polymerase II-specific; RNA polymerase II cis-regulatory region sequence-specific DNA binding; protein binding
Source: RefSeq, a predicted model, not a curated record
AUCCCUGGUGUGGCAUGACGUCAAAUUCAAGAUGGAUGGAAUCACUGCCGUGGCGCGCGCCACCGCAAUCUAAAGCCUCUCGGUGGAAAAAAAAACCCCAUCACCGAAAGCUGGCGAUUUCACCGCCACUUUUUUUUCUCUUCCCCACCCCAGCCCACGCCCUGGAAGGUGGAGCAGACCAUGGAAGAAUUAUUUCACUACAUCAAUCCAGCACAUGCCAUCUCUCUCCUGAGUGCACUCAAUGAAGAUCGUCUAAAAGGCCAGCUGUGCGAUGUAGUCCUCAUUGUUGGUGACCACAAAUUCCGGGCACACAAGAAUGUUCUAGCUGCCAGCAGUGACUACUUCCGGGCUUUGUUUACGAAGAAAGAGAAUGAGAGCCAGUCAGUUUUCCAACUGGAUCUCUGCGAAGCACCUAUUUUUGAGAAUGUUCUGAACUACAUCUACUCCUCAUCCCUUUUCAUUGAGAAAAAAUGCCUAGAAUCCAUCCACCAUCUGGGUAAUAACCUUGGCAUCUCUUUUCUAACCAGCAUUCCAUCACAGACGCCUCAGAUUUCGUGCACACCAAGUACUAUUGAAAAGGUGAGCAAACCUGAUAGCUCCCAGCCAAGGAGUGUCAUUGUAUGUCAGGGGCGCAAUGAUCUUGAUAAGAAUAACAUUGAAUCCGAAACAAAGGGAGGGGAUUCCAAUCAGAAAAAGGAACCGUCGAAGGAAGAGCCAAGGCACAGUUUAAAAUCCUCAUCUUUGAUGGAUGCCCUAAGGGCAAAUUGCAAUGCUGUGCCCAGAGAUGUUGGUACAACUCACCUGUCGGAUGAUAAGGGACAACCCCUGUUAACGGAUGUGCGUGGGGCCUUGGGUGACACAAAGUACCAUGAAGCCAUCAAAUCUCUGGAAGCUCGAAAUAGUAGGAUGAGGUUUUGUUGGGAUAGGAAAAGUUCCAUGAGUGUGGAUGGUACUUCAAGUUUCAGUGGGAAAGUUUCUGAUACAAGGCAAAGCCUGACUGAUCUCUUGGUCAAUGGAACGUCUUUAACUAGGCCACAACUAACACCUGCAUUCUCGUUUCAUGGAACAACAGGAUUUGCAUAUUCCCAACCAAAGUCUGGGCACACAGCAAAUCCUGGCACAAUUGAAGAGAAUAAUUUUCUAUAUUUCACUCAGGUGGGGCCCAUUGUUCAACCCCCAAUAUUGCAGUCUAACACCCAGAAUGUUGUCAGCAGCGGCCCAUUAGUGAAAAGUCUGCUUCGGAGGUCAUUAUCAAUGGAUAGUCAGGUCCCUUGUUACUCUUCUCCUCUUGAUCAAAAGAUGAAUUACGGAUCAUCAAUGUGUAAGCAUGAACCUCUAGAGAUGAUUUGUGAUGUAUCUUCCCAAAAACUGAUAAAUACAAAUUCAAUGAAACAACAACUUCAAAAAGAUGAGCCUCAGGUUGGCCAGACUUCUUGCCCAAAACAGCUUGAUGGAUCUCGGCCUUCCGAAGCAGAGGGCAUCUCUUUACCAUCAGCUGUUAAAGUAAAAGCAGAGCCUUGUAGCCCUGUCUCAGAGACAUCUGAUAUUAUUCGAGUUACUGUUGGAGAAACCUUGCCAUCUACCAGUAAGGAAUUCUCAGUGAAAAGCGUCGGGACGACCAGAAGGACAUCCACGCUGCCAGUAAAAAGGAGGUUCCAGGCUGAAAAUGCAAAGAUUUCCGUUGAGAAAUCAGAAUCUUUCCAGCAUUCUCCCAAUAUCACGAAAAACGUUGUGGAAAGUUCAAGCCCUAUUAUAGAUGAGGCUAAUCAAGAUCUGUUGAAGACUGAUCAGAACAAAGAGGAACAUUUUAAUCCCGAAUCAGCAAUAACUGGGAAGCGAUCCAAGUGCACAACCUGUUCCAAGAAAUUCCGAACCCCAGCCGGCCUAUUCCGCCAUGUUGGCAUGUACCAUAACCCAGAUAAGCCACAUGCCUGUGAUAUCUGCCACAAGAAAUUCCUUACCAAUUUCAAAGUUUGGACACACAGCCAAACACAACAUGGGAUAGUCAGCAACCCAUCAGCAGCUCCCAGCUCCUGUCCUGCCUCAGAAGAAAAAUUUCAAAAGAAACUAAGUGAUAUGAUACGUGAAAGGGAGAUCAAGAAGGCGCUGUUUCACAAGUUGCGACGAAAGCAGAUCUCUCAUAGUUACCCAAGCCUACGGUCAGAACAAGGAUUCAAAAAGAAUUUAAAGCCUACAGCCAAAGGUGUGUACAUAUGCACAACAUGUGGAAAGCUGUUCCGCUUCCUGUCACGUUACAGGCAACACAUGAAGACCCACCCAGGUGAGAAGCCUUUUGUUUGCAAGCUCUACAAUAAGCCUAUCAAGCCAAAAGAACAAUGUAGUACUGAAAGUGUGAGUGAAGAGAGUUUGGAAAAACAAUGCGAUCAUUGUAAAAUCAAGAUGCCUUCUAAGGCGGAGAAGACAAGACAUGAGAGGAUUUGUAGGAAUGUUAAUGUGUGCUGCUACUGUAGUCUUAGGUUUUACUCCAGAGAACUAAAGCAAGAGCACGAAAGUCAGUGUGAAUACAAAAAACUAACCUGUCUAGAGUGUAAACGCACAUUUAAAUCCUCCUUCAGCAUUUGGCGCCAUCAGAUCGAAGUUCAUAAUGAAAAUACAAUGGCCCCAGUAAAACAGUCUUGCCUGGAUACAACAUGUCACAAUGGUGUCUUGGCAAACGAAGCUCAGACUGAAGUUGUAGAGAACUCCAUUGCUAGCCCAAGUACCUCAAAGGAAGACGAAGCAUGCAGUGAUUCUAUGGAACCUAUGUAUGUUGACUCUGAAAAUUCGUCUUGCUUUCCUGAAGACCUGAGUGUCUCCAGCCACAGAAAUGCAAACAUUGAGGAUAAUCAUGUACCUGACGCAGUCUCCACUAAUCCCAUCCAUUUGGAAGACUUGGCUUCGGAAUCAAACAGUUGCAGUGGGGAGCCAGAGGAUCUAACUUACAAAGGAGAACGUGAACUUUGGCCGUGUGAAAAAUGUGGCAAGCUCUUCCCGAUACGCAAGCAGCUGGAGCGUCACCAGGAAUUGCUGUGCACUGUUAAGCCGUUCAUUUGCUACAUUUGCCACAAGGCCUUCCGCACCAACUUCCGUCUCUGGAGCCACUUCCAGUCUCAUAUUUCUCAGUCAACGGACCAUCUUGAAACAUCGAAGCCUGCAAAGGGUCCCUCGUGUGCUCCACCUCCCCCUCCACCACCUCCCCCACCACCACACUCUCCUGAGCCUGAACACGUCUCGAAUCACUCGGAUAGGUCCAGCAGCCCGCAGGCAUCAGAUGCUCUUUUUUCCCACGCACCUCCUCUUCCAGCAACUACCUUUGAAAGGCUGUUCAUGUGCACACUUUGCCACCGGACUUUCAAGACUGCGUUCAGUUUGUGGAGCCAUGAACAGAUUCACAACUGAGAUGAGACGUAAAUUUCCUAUGAUAUCUUUGGAAUUCCACUAGAGUUAUCUAUAGAGGUGCAAAGAGGUUGAAUAUAAGGCAAUACAAUGUACUCCAAAUGUUUAGUAAAAUAAAGAGUUGGGUAAGAAAGCUGUAAAGUAAUAUAUUAAGCUGGUAGAAGAAAGUAAAAUGUUUAGAAUUUUUUUUUUUAAUCCAUCUUGUUACUCCGGUGCGACAUGGAAGCAUUUUUUAUAUGAUGGGAGUUUGCCAGUAUUACAAAAUCAUUGUUUCAAUUAAUACUGCAGAACCAGCUGAUGCAUUGAGAUGACUGCUUAUCAUUUGUUUUUAAACUUGAAUAAUAUGAAAUGUCAGUAACUUCAAAGCAAUUUUAUUCUGUUGGCGCCAACAUUUUCUGGAUCAGUUCUUUUGACAGAUUGAUUAUUCAGUAGAUUCAGCUAUAAAGUUGUAUUUUAUUUUCAGCACAGAAAGGUAUGAUUAUGAACACGAUGGUUUAAAGUUGAUGGUAUGUGUUGCAAUCCAAUGAUCAAUCAGUGUAGAUGUAACUAGCCAAAAGCUUCUUGGAAUUAUUGGGAUCUCCUGCAACAAAUGAGCCUCAAAUUAGUUUGAAGGUUAGGAGGAAAAACUGAAGCUUGGCUGUCCUAAUUAGUACCAAGGAUGACAAUCUACAGCAUUUUAACUGAGAUGUCUCCAAAAAAACUAGUUUGCUACCUAGUCAGAGAAGGAUAGAGAUUAUCUUCUUUUCAUGUGCUAACACUCAAGUCAUUCAAUGAUUUUUAUACUGUACCCACUGGAGAAAAAGUGCUUCCAUUGUGAGAUUUGAAGUAUACAGCAACAUUCUUAAAAGAUACAUUGUACCAUGGCCAGGUCCAAAAUGGGAGUUCUAAAUGGUGGGAAAGGAACCUUCACUACACAAUGGAUGGCAAAAGAUAAUGACAGAAACCUCGAUAGGGAACAGUAGAAUGGACGCAGUCCUGUACAUACUCCCACAGUUAGUCUCCUUCAUGUGAUGAGAAAAGUUCAGUUUGUUUGCUUAAUUACAGUGAAUUCAUAGUUAGUAAAAUAAUGAUUUUCUAAUGAUGAUCAAUGAUAUUAUAGACAAUAGACAAUAGGUGCAGGUGUAGGCCCUUCGAGCCAGAACCGCCAUUUAAUGUGAUCAUGGCUGAUCAUACCCAAUCAGUAGCCCGUUCCUGCCUUCUCCCCAUAUCCCCUGACUGUACUAUUUUUAAGAGCCCUAUCUAGCUCUCUCUUGAAAGUAUCCAGAGAACCGGCCUUCACCGCCCUCUGAGGCAGAGAAUUCCACAGUCUUACAACUCUCCGUGAGAAAAAGUGUUUCCUUGUUUCCGUUCUAAAUGGCUUAAACCUUAUUCUUAAGCUGUGGCCCCUGGUUCUGGACCCCCAACAUCGGGAACAUAUUUCCUGCCUCUAGCGUGUCCAAACCCUUAACAUUCUUAUAUCUCAAUAAGAUCCCCCUCAUCCUUCUAAACUCCAGAGUAUACAAUCCCAGCCGCUCCAUUCUCUCAGCAUAUGACAGUCCCUCCAUCCCGGGAAUUAACCUUGUAAAUCUACGCUGCACUAACUCAAUAACAAGAAUGUCCUUCCUCAAAUUAGGGGACCAAAACUGCACACAAUACUCCAGAUGUGGUCUCACUAGGGCCCUAUACAACUGCAGAAGGACCUCUUUGUUCCUAUACUCAACUGCUCUUAUUAUAAAGGCCAACAUGCCAUUUGCUUUCUUCACUGCCUGCUGUACCUGCAUGCUUACUUUCAUUAACUGAUGAACAAGGAACCCCCGAUCCAGUUGUACUUUCCCUUUUCCCAACUUGACACCAUUUAGAUAGUAAUCUGCCUUCCCGUUUUUGCUACCAAAGUGGAUAACCUCACAUUUAUCCACAUUAAAUUGCAUCUGCCCACUCACCCAACCUGUCCAAGUCACCCUGCAUUCUCACAGCUAGAGGAAGAGGAUAGAUCUUUCAGAAUUAUGUACAAAAUCCGGCCGUUUUGUAGUAAAUUGAAAAUAUUUUUAAUGACGUUUUGAGGUAACGGUGAAAUGCAGUGGCACAGGAAAUGGAAUUGCACUGACUUUGUUUUUGUUGAAUAUACUCAGGUGGGCUAAUAUUGUAGUGCAGGAGAGUGGUCAGUUUAUUGGGCAUUGAAUUUAUGCCAGAUUCUAAGAAUUUAACUUUCAACGGAAUCUGAAACUGUCAUUCAAUAUCUUCCACCUCAGGUCAUGAGUAUGUUUUGUGUAACAACGUUUUUUUUUAACAUGGAAGUAAUAGAAAGACAUCUGGUUAGUCUUUGUUUGACAUUCAUAUAUGAAUUGUAUGACAGGAUGCAAGAGAUAGUACCUUAUCACCCUGGCAUGUUCAGACCAGAAAAAUCAUGACAAUUCUGAUUUUCCUGAUCUGCAUCCAGUUGUGAUUUACAUUAAACUGAUUCGGAUGACCAGGAUCUUUCUCAUCCCAUUCAAAAAGAAAAUUGGAAAGUUUAUGUUAAUAUUGCCAGAAUUAUUACUAAUAUAUGUAAUGUCAUAAUUAUCAUUGCAAAAUCCAUCUUAAUUCUAUUGUUACUGGAGGAAAUCAAGUUGUUCAACUUUUCAUUGUAGCUACUACACAUAUACUCUGAAUUAAUAUUUUAAAGGACAAUAUAUAUUUUGCUGCUUUGGACUUUUUCAAACUUGAUUCUUGAUUUAAUGAACUUUGUACUAUAAACAGAAUUAAAUGAUUAAAUUAACAGCAAUUAGCAUUUUUUAAAUCAUUAUUUCCAAGUAGAUGUCAUUUAUUACAGUAAACAAGGAGCAGAAGUCUUUAUAUUAUUCCUUAUAAUCUUUGCUAACAGUUUGCAUUUAAGUUUGGAAUUCUAGUGUCAAAUAUUGUUUUUAUAAAUUUAAAUGAUGAUAACAAAACUGGUCUACUCUUAAUUUUAAAAUGUAAUUUUGUCAAUCAACUGAAGAAAAGUCUAUAACAGUCAGCUAAACAAAGCCAAGUCUAUCUGAAAUCAUUAACUAUUUAUGGAUAAUGAUGCUUUCAUCAUCAAUACAUUGUUCUUGCUAACCUUCAGCACUAGCCUUCCUUUUCAGUUUAGUUAAUCCUUUAUGACUUGGCCCACAUCCAGGAAGUAAGAAAGCAAUGUUACACUGAGGAGCAAGAAUGGCCUAUAUUUAGGAGUGUGCAGAGAAUAUCCUGUAAGUAGUAUGAAGCGAUCAUAUUGGCAAAAUACAAGGAAACUGAGUCACAAGGAAAUGGAAGGGGAAGACUAUUAACACAAGUAGAUUACCAGAAGUUAAGUUUGAUGUAAAUGCUACAGCUGAACGUUAUAUUUUGUUACACUGUGGUGUAGAAUCCAUUUGCACUUUUAAAAUUAUUUUGACCAGAUUUUACCCGCGGUGACCAGGAUAUCAUUUAUAUAAAACUAAAGGCUCUCCUUGAUUGGCUGAACUGAAAUGCUGAAGUUCAAAAAUAAGAAAAGACAUUUGUGGAAUUAAACAGUCAAUAUUUGCAAAAGAAAAUUGCAUUUUUAGAGCUCCUUUAUUGGCCUGGGCAUCUUAAGGUCCUUUGCAAUCAAUGAAGUACUUUCAGUUUGUAGCCAUUUAUUGUUGAAAUAUAGGAAACAUGUGAGCACAGGAAUACAGCAACCUCGGACAAACAACAUGUAAAUAAUCCCCCAGUAAUUUCUGGUGAUGCUUAUAGCUGGAUAUAUAUGGACCAUUUCACCAGGGAGAACCCAAAUGAACUGAAAUAUCUUAUUACGAUUUUGGUACAGUUAUAAAAUGAUGCAAGGGUUUUCAACCGGCAUAGUAUGACAGGAUUCCUGCCUCCUUAAUUGUAAUAACUGGUGUACAUCAACUACUUUAGCAUAAUAAAACUCACCAUUCAUUGUAAAAAUGACGGAAAAUACAGGUUCAGCAUUGAAUGCCCACAAAACUAAUCCUGAAAACUUUUCAUCACUCAUUGGUGAAAUAGAGUUUGGGAUGGGACCGCAAUCGCAUUUGCAUUCUUAGUUCAACACACCUUGGCUGAAUAGAAGUGUAGAAGUUUCUGAAAUGCAUUCAAUAUUUUAACUUGUAUUUCCAAAUAUACUGUUCAUGAAACACCAAUAGUGGUCUUGCAAGAUCAGGUAAUAAGAACUGUCCUGGGAAAUUCACUUUUUUCCUCUGUGAUAUGCUUAAGGGAAAAGAUUGUACCAACAUUUCACAGCCCAUUUUAUUUAAUUUACAGAAGUAUAACAUAGAAACAGGACCUCCAGCCAACAUGUCCAUGCCAAACUUUUUGCCCGUCAACACUAACCCAAUUUGCCCUUGGAUUUAUAAUAUUUUUGGUUGUUAUGCAACAUUUUUGACAAUUAUUUGAAAUUUCUUUUCAUUGUUUUAACACAUGAAUGUAAUGGGUAAUCGGUCACUCUAUUCUUUAUUGAUGAAUUAAAUCCUCCAUUAAUUUCAGAUCCAGAUUUCACUUGUCUCUUCCUUGUCUCCAUUUUUCACUCGUCUCCUCCCAUUUAAAUCCUCCAGACAUGGUUUCACGAGACAAAGCACCUUCUUUCAGUCAGCACUGUGGCUUGAGUCCUUCACUGUCUCCUGAUCUCCACCCUAUCAGGGACCUUUGUUGUUCCCUCCAUCCCUUCUCCCUUCCUCUACAACUAAAACGUAUUAAUUUUCAAAUAUUUCAAAAUUCUAAAUGAAAUGUUAACCAUCUCACCAGAUGUGAUCUGACCCGAGAAUUUCCAGCAGUUUCUACUUAUGCUUUCCAGCAUCUGCAGUAUUUUGUAUUUGGAUCCUUAAACUCUUGUUGGGAAAUAUAUGACAGGGAAUGAUGUUGAAACAUUUUAUACUUUUAAAAAAUAUUCUACUUCCAAAAUACACAAUUUUUUAAUCAAGAAUCAGUCAUUUAUAAUUUAUAACUAAUUCCAGUAUGUACUAUUUCAUUAAUCACAUUGUCAGUAAUUUAUCAUUUAUAUAUUGAUAAUAUCAGAAUUUUCAAAAGUAGUUUCACAGUCCUUAAAACCAGCUGCAAUUAAAUUAAGGAGUCUCCUAAGACUGCAUGUCUGGAUUUCAGGAGCCUAAUAUGGAUUUAAUGUUGAAGAGAAAUAGUAGACGAGAGAUGAAGCAUCUGAGAAGUGUUUGUCUUGUUUUUGUAAAUAGCAAGUCUUUGUUUAAUUUUGCUGGUGUCAGAUUCUUGCAACUUCUGUUUGUAAUCAGUACUGAUGGAAUUUCAAAUCGUGUAGUUACUUCCAAAAGGAGAACAUCCUAUAUAGCUAGACUGAACAUAAUUUGUAAUAUUGAGUUAUAGGUAAAUAAGAGGGGAAAUCAGUCUGAUUACUUUACGUUGCCUAGAGCUGGCUAAGUUUAGAGAUACAGCAUGGAAAUGGGCCCUGCAGCCCACCGAGAACAUGCCGACCUCGAUCACCCGUAUACCAGUUCUAUCCUACACGCUAGGGGCCAUUUACAGAGACCAACUAACCUACAAACCUGCACUUUGGAAUGUGUGAGGAAACCGGAGCACCCAGAGAAAAUCCACACGGUCACAGGGUGAAGGUACAAACGCCAUAGAGAAAGAAUCCGUAGUCAGGAUCAAAUCAGGGUCUUUGGCACUGUGAAGCAGCAACUCUACUGCUGUGCCACUGUGCUGCCAUGACAUGAACUCAACAGACCAAAAGGCAUAAGUUGUAAUAAACAUUAAUUUGUAAUCUUAAUUUAUAUUUAUAAAACUUAAUAUGUUGCAUAAGGUAUCUAUAACUUUCCAGGCUGUAGAGUAAAAAAUCUAGCUCAGUCGUGAAUGGCAGAGUAACUGCACGUUUUAUUUGAAUUAAGAUCUUGGCUGAUGUUCCACCUUGCUGUGAGGAAAGGUGAGACAUCUGGUAAUAAUCAUGGCAGAUGAUUUUCAAGCACUUUGCUAAAAUGGUCUUAAAAGAGCUUAAAGUCACACACACUUUUCCCAAAUUGCCAUUGUCUGAAAAUUAUUAUGUUCAAUUGCACCUUUCCAAAGCAUGGAAUUCUAAAAAUACUUUGUAGCCAACGCAAUACUUCCCAAGUGUUGUAAUGGAUUAAGUCUGCAGCCAACUUGCAUACUGGAAGCUCUAACAAACAUAGAAAAUAGGUGCAGGAAUAGGCCAUUCGGCCCUUCGAUCAUGGCUGAUCAUCCAACUCGGUAUCCUGUACCUGCCUUCUCACCAUAUCCUCUGAUCCCUUUAGCCACAAGGGCCACAUCUAACUCCCUCUUAAAUAUAGCCAAUCAACUGGCCUCGACUACCUUCUGUGGCAGAGAAUUCCAGAGAUUCACCACUGUGUGAAUUUUUUUUUCUUAUCUUGGUCCUAAAAGAUUUCCCCCUUAUCCUUAAACUGUGACCCCUUGUUCUGGACUUCCCCAACAUCGGGAACAAUCUUCCUGCAUCUAGCCUGUCCAACCCCUUAAAAACAGCGAUUAAAUAAUGGCUAUGUUUUCAACUUUAGUGAUGUUGAUAUCUAAGAAUUGUCAUUAAAAAAAACCCCACCCAUAUUGUAUGAAACACUCCCAUGGAAUCUGAUGUCCAGCUGAAAAAGCAAGUAGGGUUGUAGUUAUUUUUUUAAUAUUUAAAUUCAAUAUUAAAGCUUCUGUGGUGCACUUGACAAUCUUUUUUGAACUCGGGAUCUGUUUUGUUUUCAGAAUUGAUGUUUUCUAAAUUUGCAAUGGCUGAGGUUAUCUGUUGCAAUCAAACAAAUCAAUCUUCUGUCUCCCUGAUCCAACAGCAUCUCAUAUUUCGCGUGGGCAGCUUACAACCCAGGGGUGUGAUAUUGAUUUCUCUAACUUCAAGUAACCCCUGUAUCCCCUCUCUCUCCAUCCCUCUACCACCAAUGUCCACACCAGCUUUUCGUUCUCACCUAGAAAACAGCUAACACUGGUCUGUUUCCUUUAUCAUUGUUACUUUUUUGCAUAUCUUUCAUUCAUUUGUUCUAUAUCUCUCGUUUCCCUUUCCCGUCACUUUCAGUUUGAAGGGUCUCGACCCAUUAACGUCUCCCAUUCCUUCUCUCUAGAGAUACUGCCUGUUCCACUGAGUUACUCCAGCAUUUUGUGACUAUCUCUGGUUUAAACCAUAUCUGCCGUUCCUUCCUACACCAUUGCCAUGCUUGUUCUAUCCGGGUUUUAGUAAUGCUUGGGAUGAUGCACCCAAAACUAUUUCACAGUAUAGAAUACUGGGGAUUCUUUUGGGCAAGCUAAGUUUUGUAUUUCUAGAUUAUACGUAAUCACGUAUAACUCAUCUAUAUUUGUUCAUUUCUGUACGACAUUACAGCUUUAAGUAUAACUCUUCUUUGGAAAUGUGAAUGUAUUCAAGUUGACAGGGUACUGCAGAUGCUAGAAUGUGAAGCAAAACACAACUGCUGGAGGAAUUCAGUGGGUCAGACGGCAUCCCUGGAGGCAAAUGUUGUUUAGCUCUUUCACAACUUGUUUAUUAACCAACAUUUGCGAUGCCACACAUAAACAUGUAUAUAUAACAACAGACAAUAGGUGCAGGAAUAGGCCAAUCGGCCCUUCGAGCCAGCACCGCCAUUCAAAGUGAUCAUGGCUGAUCAUCCACAAUCAGUACCCUGUUCCUGCCUUCGCCCCAUAUCCCCUGACUCAGCUAUCUUUAAGAGCUCCCUCCUUUGGACUUUAUGGAGAAAUUCUCUUUCUGAAUAUUUCACUCUCUUAGUGGAUCUAACUGAAAAUAAUUGGAUUAUGGAUGGAAGGGGGGCAUGAUAAAGUGUGUCUCGACAUGGCAUUGAGAUAAAUUAGAACUUUUUUCCCCACCUUUUCAAGGCCUGCAAUGAAAAGUAUAUCAGCCAGGUUCCUACGUGAAAAUUAGGUUAGUCUUAACCCAAUCCUUAGUUUUAUGCAGUGUCCGUACCUAUUAUCUGUAAAUUUGCACUCAAGAAAAUUGCCGUACUGGUGGUAUGACAGAUUACAAUGUACUAUGACCCAAUUGAUGGCACUAAAUUCGCUGUAACUGAGGUAUGAGUACAGUACUUAGUGCUGAAACUGACUGCUUGCGAAUUUCUUUGUGAACACAUUUGACAAACAGUGGAAUGACUUUCAAUAAUUAAACUUGACUGAUUCAUUGGAAAUAGAUGGGUGAUUAAUAACCAAGUGCCUGAUAAUAGGCAUCACAGAGAGUAUAAUACAGGUUUAAUAUACUGUUUUAAUUUCCAGAAAAUUAAUGAAUGUAUUGCAGCAUUUGUACUUUACUAUGUUCUUUAUGAAAUUAUACUGUUUGUGUGGUAACAAUGUUAUUGUUAAUUUUGGGACCUAUAGUACUUAAGAUUUUUUAAUAGAUAUUUUUCAGAAUUACUAUUGUAAGUACAACAUUUUAGAUCUAGAUUUCAUUAUUGCGCAGUGAUUUGUUUAUUUUUAUGAUUAAUGAUUAUCUUUCAAAUAACCAUAGCUUAAUUUUAUUUUUCUGAAGAAGUUGUUGGAUUUUAAUUUUCCCGGUUAGGAAAGGGUUAAAUGUGUUCUUUAAAUGAUUUGUGUUGAAAGCAGAUCAUUGAGAAAGAUGCUGUUAUUUAUGCAGUUCUAUUACAACAGGGUGAAAGUGUAAGAUAGGAGAAUCUAGAGCUGUUUGUUGGUUUUAUUGAUGUUCCUCUCAAAGCAGCUUAAUAUUGUCUUGAACACAAGGAUGUUUCUCAAAUCUUGAAACCCAUUCUCAAGACAAUUGCCAAGUUUCCAAUGUUGUGAAGUCUCUGUUUGUGAAUUUGUCCACACACUUCUAGCCUAAUCUAAACAGGACAUAUUUUUCAAAUGAGUUUAUUUUUCCAUCUUCAUGUGUGGUAGUAAUUGACAUUUUCAAUGAAAUUAUUAGGGGCAGAGCAAAGUUCUGAAUUUGCCCAGCGAUCGCAUCUACAAAUACAUGAUCUAUCUGUGCUACAUGUCACAUGUUUAUGUGUUAUAACAACCCCAAGGUAACUGAUAUUGAAGUCCUAAGCAAUAGCAUUGCAACAUAUUCUUGUCAGUAUAGGUUUAAAUUUUCUUAACUGGGAUGUAUCAAAAUCAACUAGCUUAGUUAAUUGCCUCUCCAAUAAAUAACACAGAGAGUUUGGUGUCUUUUUUCUUAUCUGAAAACACCCAAUUCUGAAGCAAUGGUUAUGCCAUUUUCUCCAUUUGCAUUCAUUUUCCAAUUGUUGAGAAGUGUAAGGUCAGAAACUAAACGCAUUUAUUGAUUUACUAGAUAGCCUGCAUGACAGAAAACCCCCUUAUAUGUGUACAUUUGAUUUGAAUCGAAGUAAACACAAGCUAAUAUACAAAACUAUGUAAAGAGAGGGUGUUAAAGAAGAAACAAAUGUCUCAUUGUGAUUUUUAAUUUACUUUGAUCCUGCACCAUAUCUGGUGAUUGGGCAGUUGCCAAGUUUGUCAGUGUCAUUGCUUGUAAACAUAAACAAGGCUAGCUCAUGGUCAGGUGCCUUUUCAGUUUCUCUUCACAUUCUUUCUGCUGCAUUACAUGGAGACAUCUGGUUUUCAGCAAAUAUUUGGUUAACUCAUUUCCUUCCUGUACUCUAUUCAUUCCCACGUCCAUUUUUAAAAAGUUAUGUAUAGUUUUUCCAAGUUUGCACUACCUACUACUUAGCUACAAAUAAUUGAUGUAAAUGAUGAAAUAUUGAUUAUGCACAUCUUCAAACAGGAAUUGGUAUAUGUAGUGAGGAUUGGACGAGAAUGUGCGUUGAAGCUGCUAAUUAUGCUCCUGUGUAGAGGCACAGGGCAUUUUUAUUAUAACUGCAGUUUGUUGAUUUGUGUUUUAGUUCAUAUUUUCAAAUUUUUAAUAAAGUUACGGUUGUACUUGAAGAGCAUUGACGUUUAAGGGCAGCUGUAGCCCUCUUUCCUCUUUGAACACUAAACAUUUUAAAAUCAAAACUAAAAUUCAUCUUUGAAUUAGGUGGAUUUUGGGAUCCUGGACUUUCAUUCCUUACAAAAUUGAAGGAUAUAUUCUCAUCAGGCAUAAAACUGUAAAAAAAAAUUAAAAACAUUGUUUGUGGUUAUUUGUUAAAAAUGUUAAUAUUUUAAUUCUGUACUCUAAAGAGUGUUCUACUGCAACCUGGAAGGGAACAAUUAUGGUGGGAGUAAAUCACUUCAGAACUGAAAUUAUUCAGAAGAGAUUUAUAAGUUAUCGGUUACCUAACAGGUUAUAAACUUUACAAAAACAGUUUUUGAUAUGUAUAAACAUGAAAAUAUGGAUUAAAAAAAUUAAUUGGAAAUUAUGGCAAUGCACAGCAUGAUGGUCAACAUCUGGCAGAGUAAGAUAGAUUGAUGUUACAGGUGGACCCUUCAUUAGAUCAUAAUUUCAUACUGUUCUACCUCCUCUGUAAUUCUAGGAGUUUGUAUGAAUGCAAUUUGGUGGCAAAUGCAAGGAAUGGUAGCAUGGUCAUAGACUUGAUCAUUUUUUUUCAGGGGGCUGAGUAUUUAGUUUGCUGAGUGUUUGCAUUUCAUCUGUUUUUGCUUCUGUGUAUUGUAUGCGUAUGCAAACGACAUUGCAGGUUCAGUGAAUAUUGGCAUCCACAUAUACUAUUCACAAGGACUUUAGAGCAGCCACUGUAAGACUAAGAAUUUGCUCCAGGUUUCUAAACUCCUGAUUCAAACCAAGUUAAAGAUCUGAUAGAAAUCAUCCAUCCUCUUGGAAUCAUUACUGUUUUGAACAUGUUGCCGAUUUUAUUUAGCCUUUGCUCAGAUACUGGAGUAACUCAGCGGGGCAGGAAGGCAUCUCUGGAGAGACGGAAUGGGUGAUGUUUCGGGUUGACACCCUUCCACCAGUGAUCUGAUCUGAUCUGAUCAUUGCACUCAGGCUGGGUGAGACAAGUCAACCACAUUUCUUCUUCUUUAGCACUGUUUGGGGAUAAUCAUCGUACAUCAAUUUGAAAUCACUAAAGAAGAUUGACCAUAUGGGCAAGGCUGCUGUGAAAUUUGGAGGCAAAUUUUCGAGAGAGUGAGGGGAAAAAUAAAGAAAGAGCUCUGUUGUUAUCAUAGAUUCCUGUCAAUAAAGAAAAUAUACUUUAAACAUUCUUGUUGCAGAAUAUCCUUUGUUAAAUCCAUUUGCAGUCAAUAUUUUACCAGGCUUUUAUUGGUGAAUUUAUUACUUUUUUUAAAUAUAACUAGAUUGAGAAGAUUUUUUGCAUGUCAAAUUGUAUUUACAAUAAUUGCAUUACAUGCCAGUGUCUAUUUGCAAAAUGUACUGUUGGAAUAUACUACUGAUCAUGUAGAAUGUAUUUUAAACUUGAGGUCACUUUGAUCUGUGUUACCUUGUUCUCUCAAAACAUGUUGACUUCAUUUAAAGUAAACUUGUUUGAACCCUUUCAUAAAUAUUAGUGAUGGUAUUGUUUUACUUUAUAAAUUUAUAUAUUAAUGAGGUCAACCCAAGGUACUUGCGAAGUCUGACAAAAGUAUGUAAAAGAGUCUGAUAUUUAGUUUUAUUGGUCUAUUUAGGCAUGGUGUAAAACUGUACAAAGCUCAAAGUCUGUUAGUUUGAUUGGACAUUUUUUCCAGUUUGUCCUGGAUUCAUUCGUCCUGGAUGUGAAAGUUUAUACAUUUAAAUUGAAGUUUUUUUUUUAAAUUGGGAAAUGAGGUGUGGUUAUUAUGAAGCACUAUUUUCAAAACGAUUGUACAUUGUUAUGCAGUAGUUGGCUCACACAGACACCAAAGA